Paramecium tetraurelia is the source of this 2865-nucleotide messenger RNA. RefSeq lists its product as uncharacterized. The record is from RefSeq and is a predicted model, not a curated record. The transcript is spliced from 3 exons. NCBI's taxonomy places the organism in Eukaryota, Ciliophora, Oligohymenophorea, Peniculida, Parameciidae.
AUGCUCCACAAAAAUAUUCCGAUUCCCAAUCAAGCCAAACAUCCUCAUUUUGAUUUAGAACCUAACUCACAUAAAUCGGAUCCUAUACAGCAAUCUUCCAAUUCUCUUGUUUAUAAUACACUGUCUUCCUCCCAUUAGUUCGAAUUCAAUAAUCUCAAAAAACAAUUAGAGGAUAAGACCAAAGAAAUAUAAUAUCUAAGAUAAACUGAAAAUUAAUACAAAAUCCUUUCGAUUUAGUUUUAGGAGACCAAUUAGAAUCACCAAAUUGAAUUAAAACAACUGCUAGAAUAAAUGGAUGCUUACAAAUAAAGAACAAAUCAUUUAAAAGUCCAAUUAGAAGAGUAUAUUCGUGAAAUUAAUUUGGGUAAUCAAAAAUAUCAAGAAUGCUACUCUCAAAAGGAAGAAUUAUCCAAACAACUCAAAGAUUAACAAUUACAAUAUGACAAUUUACAAAUCUAUGUUCAAAAUAAACAAAAAGAACUUAUUUAACUUUAAGAUAGAGUGGCCAAUGCCGAAAGUUAGAACUUAUAAUCUUAUGAGAUUUAGAAGAGAUCAUAGAUUGAUCCACAAAUCAAAGAAAUUAAUUUAAUCAAUUAAGUCACAAAAUUAGAGAAUAGAAAUUCUGAAUUGGAAAAUAAAUGUGCACUCUUGGCUUAGGAAAUUGAAAGAAUGCGUUUUAACAGCAAUCAAAAUGAGAUACAACAUAUUAAAAUUGAAAAUGAAUAAUUGAAGUAGAACCUAUAAUAGAUGAUGUUAUAGAUACAACAAUUCAAAAAUAUAUAGAAUUCAUCUAAAAUCAAGGAAGACAAUUCUAUUAAGGAUAGGAUGAGAAUCAUUGUUCUGAAUACUGAAAUUGAGAGAUUAUGGUCAGUGAUUGAGGAUUGUGAACAUAGAAAUUAAGAAUAAAUUCAAUAGAUAGAACAUCUCACACAAUAAUUGGGUUUAUUUGAAUAACGAAACUUAUAAUUCGAACAGGAGUCAAUGAGAAAAUUGCAAUAUGAAUAAGACAUUCUGCUAUUAUAAUAACAGUAAGACUUUUGGACACAAAAUCAGAAAGAACUAUAAAACAAAUGCACCUUAUUAACUACCGAGGUUGAGAGACUAAACAUUAUCUUAAGGGAAAAAGACAUCGUUCAUAGUAAGUAUUAAUAUGAAAUUGAAUCCUUGAGCAGAUAACUAGAAUAAAAAUAGAAAGAACUUUAGCAGCAAUAGAACUCAAUUCUGGAAAUGGAGAUUGAAAUCAGCAAUUAUUAAUAAGAAUCAAUGCUGCUUAACAGUGAUAAUGAUAAUUUGAAUAUGAGAAUUUCUAAUUUGGAAGAAGAUAUGAAUGCAUAAAUUAUGGAAUUAACUCAAAACUUUAAAAGAGAGACUUAAAUUCAGGAAUAACAGCUUGAAUAACUUUAGCAUUAAAACAGCGAACUUGAAAAAGUAAUACAAAGUUUAAAAUAAGAACAAACAAUCAUGGAUGGAUAAAAGGAUGAUGAUAAACGAAAAGUAUAGGCUAAUGAAAAUGAAAGAAUCAGUUUGCUUUCAGAAAUUAAAGAUUAUUAAUUAUAAUUGCAAAUUAAUGUUAAAGACAAUAGUAAAAUGAAAGAAGAUUUAAUCAAAGAGAGAAUGAAAAUAGUCAUUUUUGCAAGUGAAAUAGAUCGAUUAUGGAAAGUAAUUGAAGAUUUUACUAAUAAUUUAAAAGCUUACGAGGAAUAAUCUAAUUUAUAGAAUGAAAAAAUUCAUUCAUUAACAAAAUCGAUAUAGUAAUACCAAAAUAUCAUAUCUUAGCAAGAUCAGGAUAGGAAGCAAUAAAGUGUUGUCAUUAAUUAAUCUUUGGAAUCUAAAAUCGCACUUUUAGCGAGUGAAUUAGAAAGAGUUCGAGGUCAGUUAAAUGUAGAGUAAGUAAAAGUUCAAGAUUUUGAUGGUAAGCAAAGGACUUACCUUUAAGAAAUAGAAGAACUCUAUACAUAAAUUGAUGUGUAUUAAUAGGAGAUUUCAAAUUUAUAAAAACAUGGAUUGGAAUUGAGAGAUUUGGAAAUGAAAUUCUAAGCUGAAAGGAUGUCAUGGGAAACUUAGAAAUACUAAUUGAAUAAUUAGUUAUAGGACAAUGAAUAGAGAUUACUCUUAUAAAUUCAAGAAACAAAGAGGUUGAAUAUUGUUACAGAGGAACGACUUCAUGAAAUAGAAUCUUUAAGAUUGCAAUUAAGAAAUUAAAACUAGUUUAAUGAUUAUGACGAGUUGAAAUAGGAAUACACUCGUUUAGAUUAGCAACUUAUGGAAUUCGAAUAAAUUAACUUAAAAUUAAAGGCUAACACACUUACUUUGGAAAAAUAAAAUUAAUUAUUGGAUUCAUAACUAUAAGGAAAAAUCAAAGAAAUGGAGGAGGCGUAUAGUUUGAUGAAUAAAUAAAGGAAAUAAAGUGAAUAAGUUAACAAAGAGGCUGAAAAUAAUCGUAAGACUCUCUCUAUAUUCUAAUAAUAAAAUAGCAACCUAGAGAAUUAGAUCCAAUGUUUAUAGGAACAACUUCACAAAGUUUACAGUGAGAAUGAAAAUCUAUUAUCCUAAAUGACAUACUUAUAAAAUUGUUUAAUAGAUAGGGAUUUGAUAGUGCAGAAUAAGAAUCAAGAAUUGAGUGAGAAAAUAAAAGAAAUUGAUCAAAUGAAAAUCAAGUAUGAAUAGAAAAUUAAUAUUUCAACUUUGCAAUCUUCAGUUGUUCGUAGUUCUUCCUUAACCAAAUAAAUACCAAAAUCUGAAUAGGAAAACAUUAUUUCAGAAUCGUUUUCCAAGUCCAAAUAUAUUUCGACAUCAAUAAUAUAAAGACCUCCGAGAUAAGCUAUGGCUAAAAUUGAUACAGAAAAUAAUAAUUAAUAUCAAUGA